Molecule: messenger RNA, 1071 nt
Organism: Pleurotus ostreatus (oyster mushroom)
Lineage: Eukaryota; Fungi; Basidiomycota; Agaricomycetes; Agaricales; Pleurotaceae
Gene: AIM22
Product: Biotin/lipoate A/B protein ligase
Exons: 8
Coding region: 1-1071 (356 amino acids)
Biological process (GO): protein lipoylation
Cellular component (GO): mitochondrion; cytoplasm
Molecular function (GO): lipoyltransferase activity
Source: RefSeq, a predicted model, not a curated record
AUGUUUCUUUCCUCAACGACAGCUUGGCGCCAUCUUUGCACUCGUGGCUUCCGAACCAGUGCAUCCCGCAAGCUAGCUAUCAGCCCAGACCACUCCAUAUACAUUUCUAAUGCGACAAAUCCAUAUUUCAACCUAACUUUGGAGGACUGGCUCUUCCGGCAUAAGGAUCCAGCGGAACCGCUGUUGCUGGUUUAUCGAGACGACCCGUGUGUCGUGAUUGGCAGAAAUCAAAAUCCAUGGAAGGAGGUCAACGCCGUCGCAGCAAGGAAAAGAAAUAUUCCGAUUGUUCGGCGGCGAAGUGGGGGAGGGACGGUGUACCAUGACCUAGGGAAUACCAAUUUCUCUAUUCAUCUACCGCGAAAGUCGUUUGACCGGCACGAGACGUCUCAAAUACCCUUGAGGGCCGUACGCUCGCUUGGUAUAGACGCACGUCUUAAUGAACGAAACGACAUAUGUGUUGGCAAAGAAAAGAUGACGUAUAAGAUCGUCAACAACCGAGCGUACCAUCAUGGUACCAUGCUAAUAUCAACGCGACUCGACAUGCUCGGUGACUUACUCAGAGUUAACAAGACUUCUAUGAUCACUCGUGGCGUGGCGUCUGUACGGUCUCCGGUCUGCAAUCUGCAGCAGUUCAAUACAAAGGCCCAUCAUGAAGCCUUCGCCGAAGCCGUAGUGGACGAAUUCCGGGACGAAUACAGCAUACACGACGAGGUUUGCUACGUAGACGACACGGAAGCCAUACAACAAAUAGACUACAUCGCGAAAGGCAUGGCCGAACUACCGAGCUGGGAAUGGUUGUAUGGACAAACACCGGAAUUCACCUACACGGUGCAGGAGUCGUUUAGUUGGGGAACAGUGAAAGUCGAUCUUCGCUCCAGUCAUGGAAUAAUUCGAUCCUCGUCGCUCCAUGUUUCAGACACGACGCUUCCAAGCACAACAGUCGAACGCCUGACUGAGUUUGUUCAGGGCAUGGAGGGCCGCCGGUACGGCGAUACUGAUUCUGCAUGGAAUAACGAAGAAGGGCCCACUGCAGACAUCGCACGCUGGCUCAUAGCAGUUAUGGAUAGCUGA